AUGGAUGCGAAUGCAGCUCAGGCUUAUGUUGACGACGUCUUACCUUCGUCUCAUCUGGUGCAGAUAAACUUUUUACCAUUGUCAGCUAGAAAACGUCAUUUUUCUGAUACUGAUGAUAUGGAGGUGUCGAAUGAAACCAUUUCAAAGAAAAUGAAGCCAAGCUCUACAGAAAUGUCUACUCGUGUUUUGGGACAUGCAAGGAGGACUCUAUAUGGUGAAACAACGAACAAAGGACUCCAGAACAAACAUACAAAAGAUAGAGAAGUGAAUAAACUUGAAGCAGAACUAGAAAAACGUAUAUCAGAUAAGCUAUCAGAUAGAUUAGCUCAACUGCUAGACAAAUGCAUGAACAUUGAAACAAAACGAAUUACUAAAUCCAUCGAUGAAAGGAUUGAUACCCUCCGUGCUGACAUGAAUGGUGAACUUGACACCUUAAGUGGUAAAGUAAACUCUUUGACAGACACGGUACAAGCUUUAGAUACAGAAAAGUCAAUUUCUGAGGACAGGUCAACAAAUAUAGUAAUAAGAAAGUUACCAGAGUCUGUGAACGAAAACAUAUUGAAAAAGGUAAAAUCUAUAAAUAAAGACCAUCUCAAACUGAAUGAUAUUCAGGUGAUAUCAGCACAUAGAAUUUCUAACUCCAAUAACAAUGACAAUAUAAUGCCUGGAAUAGUAAUAGCUAAACUACAAAAUGCAGAAGCAUGCAACAAAGUACUAAAAGCUAAAACUAUAUUGAGAGAAACUCCAUGCAAAAAUGUGUUUAUUCAUCCAGAUCAAUCUAAGGAAGAACGUCUGGCCAAUGGUUAUCUCAGAAUGUUGGUGAAUGCGAUAAACAAAGGUGGAUCACUUAUUGUAAAAUGUAACAGAGUGUUUAAUUCAUCUCCAAGAAGCAGAACGUCAAUGGGCAGUAAUGCCCCCUCUGCUUUUAAGGGCAAUAAUGCCACUUUUAGUAGAUCAAAUUAUGCAUCAAAUAGUGAGACAGUAAAUUCUGUAACAAAUAGUGCAAAUAACUCUAAUUAUCAAGGACAUCAUAAUCAAAAUGGUAAUCGGCAAAAUAACAAUGGAAAUAACAGUUCACAACAUAAUUUUCAGAGAAGAGGAGGUGGUCGUGGAGGAAACCGAGGUCAUCAUGGAGGAAAUCGAGGGCGAUUCAAUGGAAGAGGCAAUAAUGGCAGUUACGCAUAG
Molecule: messenger RNA, 1185 nt
Organism: Ruditapes philippinarum (Manila clam)
Lineage: Eukaryota; Metazoa; Mollusca; Bivalvia; Venerida; Veneridae
Product: anti-sigma-I factor RsgI-like
Exons: 2
Coding region: 1-1185 (394 amino acids)
Source: RefSeq, a predicted model, not a curated record